Tetrahymena thermophila SB210 is the source of this 537-nucleotide messenger RNA. Its product is annotated as ubiquitin carboxyl-terminal hydrolase family protein. The record is from RefSeq and is a predicted model, not a curated record. The transcript has a single exon. NCBI's taxonomy places the organism in Eukaryota, Ciliophora, Oligohymenophorea, Hymenostomatida, Tetrahymenidae.
AUGAAAUCUCUUUCAUAGCAAGCAAUACAAGCUAUUUAAAAUCUUAAAAAACUAGCAGAUAAGCCAAUUGUAAAUAGUGAGCCCAAAGCAGACUAGAUAAGUAAUUAAAAAGACAAUUAAUAAAAAUAAAUCUUUAGCCUGCAAGAUAUUAAGUCUCUUGAAAAAAAAGAUAUUUGGCUUGAAGUAAAGGAAAAAGCUGAGAGUUUGGAGAUAGGAGUUGAAUCAAAUUUUAUGCCAAUUAUAAAAAAGACUAUUAAUUUAUUGGAUUUAAUAAUAGAAGCUGGCUUAUAGUCAUUUAAUUCAUAAUAGAUUACUUUUUAUAUAGACGAGAUUUUGUUUACAGUAGUUUAAAAUAUAAUUCGGCAUAAGAAAUACCAAACAGUGGAAAAUUAUCUGAUUGCAGAAUAGAUUAUUAUAAAAACACUAGUGCUAAUUAAUUAGUCAAUUUAGCUCGAUAUUCCAAAGUUGUCAGAAAUAUCUGCUUAUAUAUUUAAUACCUAAAGAAGAUAAACACUUAAAAAUGCAAAGGAAAUAUGA